This is a messenger RNA of Entelurus aequoreus (snake pipefish), 3056 nucleotides long. RefSeq names its product NADPH oxidase, EF-hand calcium binding domain 5 (gene nox5). The record is from RefSeq and is a predicted model, not a curated record. Gene Ontology annotation, molecular function: superoxide-generating NAD(P)H oxidase activity; calcium ion binding. Gene Ontology annotation, cellular component: NADPH oxidase complex; plasma membrane. Gene Ontology annotation, biological process: superoxide anion generation; defense response. Lineage: Eukaryota; Metazoa; Chordata; Actinopteri; Syngnathiformes; Syngnathidae.
UGGCAGCUGAGGACGAAGACUUACAACAGCAGCAGCCUGCAGCCAACAACAGGUGCUUCGGGGGGACACGGUGGUUGCGUCAGCGUGUCGCCAUGAGUGCGGACGAGGAUGCACGCUGGCUGGACUGGGUGACCAAACAGUUUGAGAGCAUCGCAGGAGACGACAAGGAAAUCGACUUGGAAGAGUUCAAGACCGCCCUCAAGGUCAAAGAGUCUUUCUUUGCCGAGCGUUUCUUUGCGCUCUUCGACUCCGAUGGGAGCAGCUCCAUCAGCUUGGACGAGCUCCUGGAGGCUCUGGAACUGCUCAUACAUGGCAGCGAGACAGACAAGCUCAAGUUCCUCUUCCAGGUCUACGAUGUGGAGGUGAAAAAUGCAUCUGCAGGUACACACAUACUGUACGAUAACAAAACUGAGAAGUUGGGGUGUUACACAGGAAGCGGUUCAAUCGAUCCGGACGAGCUGCGCACAGUUCUGAAGUCGUGCCUGCGUGAGAGCGCCAUCUCUCUGCCAGAGGAGAAACUAGACGACUUGACAUUGGCGCUCUUUGAGUCUGCCGACAAAGACAACAGUGGCGCCAUCACCUUCGAGGAGCUCAAGGCUGAGCUGGAGAACUUUCCGGAAGUGAUGGAGAACCUAACCAUCAGUGCUGCCAACUGGCUCAAGCCUCCAGAUGUGGAUCAGAAGAAGCGUCAGACUCCUCGCUACUUGACGCGAGCCUACUGGCACAACAACAGUCGCAAGCUCUUCUUCCUGUGCGGCUACACCUGUCUCAGCCUCAUGCUUUUCGUCGGUGCCGUUCUGCAGCAUCGCCACGGCAGCGCCUGCUACAUGCUGGCUAAAGGUUGCGGACAGUGUCUCAACUUCAACUGCACCUUUGUCAUGGUCCUGAUGCUGCGUCGCUGUCUCACAUGGUUGAGGGCCACGUGGGUGGUGAAGGUCUUUCCUCUAGACCAGAACAUCCUGUUACAUCAGAUUGUGGGCUGCGCCAUCCUCGGCUACACCCUCGUACACACAACUGCACAUGUUUUCAACUUUGCCCAGCUGUCGGAGCACAGCGGCUUUAGUCUUUGGGAAUACAUUCUCACCACACGGCCUGGGAUCGGCUGGGUCAAGGGUACGGCCUCGCUUACCGGGGUGGUUCUUCAGGUGGUGAUCUGCCUCAUGGUGCUGUGCUCCAGCACCUUCGUACGACGCAGCGGCCAUUUUGAAGUGUUCUACUGGUCACACCUGUCCUACGUGUGGGUGUGGUCACUGCUUAUGAUCCACUGCGCCAACUUCUGGAAGUGGUUUGUUGUUCCGGGACUGGUAUUUCUGCUGGAGAAGAUAAUUGGAAUUGCUGUGUCCCGCAUGGGAGGUCUGUACAUAGUGGAAGUCAACCUGCUGCCGUCUAAGGUGACUCAUCUCGUCAUCAAGCGUCCACAGUUUUUCCAAUUCAAGCCGGGAGAUUACGUCUACAUCAACAUUCCGGUCAUCGCCAAGUACGAGUGGCACCCGUUCACCAUCAGCAGCGCUCCGGAACAAUCGGAUAGUCUGUGGCUGCACAUCCGUUCGAUGGGCCAGUGGACCAACCGCCUGUACGAGUACUUCAGGCAGCCUCAGAGUCCAGUGCCAAGUCCAAGGAGGCUGGCAGCAAGUUUGCGCAGCAGACCACUGAUGAAAACUCCAGAUGAUUUGUUCAGCUCGUCGCAUUUUAAUGCCACCGUGGCGUCCAAUGAGGACACCACCGUCGAGCUCACUAUGUAUCGUCAGAAUGGCUCCCCGACCGGCGUGGCCCCUGCAACCUUGUCGCAAGAUCCUCUUCCUUCCGAUGAGCUCGGGCCCGCAGAAAGAGGCGAGGCCCCACCCCUAAAAGAGGUUUCUGCAACGUUUGGAGAGAAUCAUCGCUUCUGCAAUAUCAAGUGUUACGUUGACGGACCCUAUGGGACCCCCACCAGGCAGAUCUUUGCGUCAGAGCACGCUGUUCUGAUCGGAGCAGGCAUUGGCAUCACACCCUUCGCCUCCAUCCUGCAAAGCAUCAUGUACAGGUACCGGCGCAGGAAGCAGAACUGUCCGAACUGCAACUACUCAUGGUGCGAGAACAUCAAGGACAGCGAAAUGGAUCUUCGCAAAGUGGACUUCAUCUGGAUCAACCGGGACCAGAAGUCCUUCGAGUGGUUCGUCAGCCUCCUGACCAAACUGGAGAUGGACCAAGCCGACGAAGAGCCCGAGGGGCGCUUCCUGGAGAUGCACAUGUACAUGACGUCCGCCUUGUGUAAGAACGACAUGAAAGCCAUCGGCCUACAGAUGGCGCUGGACCUGCUGGCCAAGAAAGAGAAGCGUGACUCCAUUACCGGCCUGAGGACCAGAACUCAACCUGGACGACCCGAGUGGGGGAAGGUGUUCCAGAAGAUUUCAGAAGAGAAGAAAGGCAAAGUACACGUGUUCUAUUGCGGUUCUCCUGCAUUGGCUAAAGUCAUCAAAGCUCAGUGUGAAAACUUUGGCUUCAACUUCUAUAAGGAAAACUUCUGAAGACUUGUAGGAGUGCCACUUGAUUUGUCUAAGCAAAGUGGACUGGAGGUCAAACGACCAGCUUGUCAGUGCCUUGCUCAGGGGACACCAAUGGAUCUUUUCACACUGAAUGAACUACUGCCAACUCGACUUUCUGUUUUUUGUCAGUGCCAUCGCUAGCAUUUAGCCAUUAGUUAGCUAGCUUUAAUUAGCCUGCUUUAUUAGAUACACUCCAUUUUAGCUACUUACACAGCUAGUUUACAUUAUGUACAAUUAAUUUAUCUAAACUACGUUACUUGAACUUGGCUAGUUUUAGCUACAUCCGAUUAGCCUAUUUAGGCUACAUACAGCUAGCGUAGUUUGUCCUAUAAAAUGUUUUGGACAAAGAAAUGUUCCCUCCCACCCCAUUUUCUCUCUCUUGUUAUCACGUUUAACAAAAAUCCAUAUAAUUGUAUAAUGUCACUGACUUUGAUGAUGUACGAGCAAGUGAAGUGGUUUAGUUGGACCUCCGCAGACAAAUGUAGUUAUCUGCUAUCUUUGUGUCUUUGCUGCAAUAAUAAAAUAUUUCAA